Messenger RNA from Paramuricea clavata, 1932 nucleotides. NCBI's taxonomy places the organism in Eukaryota, Metazoa, Cnidaria, Anthozoa, Malacalcyonacea, Plexauridae. The record is from the annotation of a GenBank genome assembly.
AUGGGAGGCGGUGUAGCGAUAUACUGCCGAGACAACCUGCCGUUCACUGUUUUAAACACCCAAGAUAGUAUUAAUGAAUGUUUGUGGAUUAAGCUCAACCGGAUAAAUUGCAAACCAUUUAUUGUGGGCUGUGUCUAUAGGCCCCCCUGCCAACCCGUUGAUGAGUUUUUGGACGGUUUCAAUAACUCUUUAUCAGAAUUUGAUUCUUCGUUUGAUAAAGUUAUUCUUCGUGACUUCAACAUUGACUUUACACCGGGCAGAACAAAUGCUAAUAUUGGCAUGAAGCGUAAACUAGCCCGGCUAGUAAACAAUCAUGAAUUGAAACAAGUCAUUAGUACCCCAACACGCAUCACUGAACAUACCUCAACUACAAUUGAUCUGGUAUUCACUAAUAUUUCACACAAAGCAAUUGAAAUUGGCGUCUCGAAUCCCAGUCUAAGUGAUCAUUCACUGGUGUGCUGUGUGUUUAAAUCUGGUUCAAUUCGUUCUAAACCUAAAAUAGUCGAAUCACGUUCCUUUAAAAACUAUGACAAACAAGUUUAUUAUACAGAUCUUAAGCUGGUGCCAUGGCAUACUGUUUUCAACAACACUGAUAAUAUAGAUGACUGUGUUGAAAUUUGGAAUAAACUCUUUUUAAAUAUUGUUAAUACACAUGCCCCAAUUAAAUCCUAUAAAUUAAGAGGGGUCAUGAGUCCUUGGAUGAACAAACAAAUUUUAGAUCUUAUGCGACAACGCGACUAUCAUCUAAAGAAAUCGGAAAGGUCUAAAAACAGUCAUGAAUGGGCUCUUUAUAAGCAGUUACGAAAUAAAGUGAAUACGUUAAUAAAGAAUUCUAAAUCUGAAUAUUAUACUAAUCUUAUUCAGAACUGCAAAGGGAAUCCCAACGAUUUUUGGCGAGAACUUAAGAAAUCCUUGCCGGCGUCCAAGUAUUUGACUGAUAUCAGCAACAUUGAAAUAGACGGAGUAAGUUUUACAUCAGCCAUAACUAUUGCAUCUGCCUUAAACUCGUUCUUUGUUAGCAUUGGGGAGAAACUUGCUGAGAAAUUCAAUCCUACAUCCAGUGCCAGAAAUGGUCCAACUCCUUCUGGUUUCACUUUCAGUUUUGAGUCUGUUACCGAGCAGUUUGUCUUAAAUGCGAUCAACCAGUUGAAAGCAAAGAAAUCUUGUGGCCUAGAUAAAAUUAAUGCUCGUUUGGUAAAGGAUGCUGCUGAUGUUAUAACUCCCUCCAUAACAAAAAUAAUUAAUAUUUCAUUAACUACGGCAAAAUUUCCAUCUGCCUGGAAAAACGCGAAAGUGAUACCAGUGUUCAAACAUGGUCCAAAAUCAAAUCCAACAAAUUACCGGCCGAUAAGCAUUCUACCUGUAUUGAGUAAGAUAUUGGAAAAAGCGGUAUAUACCCAAUUUAAUUACUUCCUUAAUAACCACCAUCUUAUCUCACCAAAGCAGUAUGGAUUUAGAUUAAAAUCAUCAACAAUUACAGCAGUAGCCAUGUUUACUGACAAAAUCUUACAAUCUAUGGAUAAUGGCAAAGUAACUGGAACAGUCUUCUUAGAUCUCAAAAAGGCAUUUGACACUGUGAAUCAUAACAUCCUGAUCAGCAAGAUACGUGCAUUGGGUGCCGACGAUAAUGCUUGUUUGUGGUUCACUUCCUUCCUCUCCAACAGAACCCAAGUGACCUGUUGUAAUAAUGCUAAAUCUGAUCCUGCCUCUAUCUCCAUUGGUGUUGCCCAAGGAUCAAUCUUAGGUCCCCUUUUGUUUAUCGUAUACGUGAACGAUUUGCCAAAAUGCUUAAAGUUUUGUGAUGUAACUCUUUAUGCAGAUGAUACCGUUCUGUCGUUUGCAUCAUCUUCGACUGAUGAAAUUCAAAGGAAAAUGAAUUCCGAUUUAAAUUGCAUCCAUAAUUGGCUUCUGGAUAUAAACUUUGAAUGUUGA